Molecule: messenger RNA, 1200 nt
Organism: Neoarthrinium moseri
Lineage: Eukaryota; Fungi; Ascomycota; Sordariomycetes; Amphisphaeriales; Apiosporaceae
Exons: 4
Coding region: 1-1200 (399 amino acids)
Molecular function (GO): hydrolase activity, acting on carbon-nitrogen (but not peptide) bonds, in linear amidines
Source: RefSeq, a predicted model, not a curated record
AUGGGAGGCAUCAAUGGAGAUCGCCUCUGGGACGACAUUAUGUUCACCUCUCAGUGGGGAGGCAUGAGGGGCGAAGGUCGAGAAGGGGGAAUGAUGAGACUGGCACUGACGGAUGAAGACCGCAUGGUUCGGGACUGGUUCUGUGGUCGGUUUGAUGGUAUACUGGGCGUACUUAGCGGGCUCGAGGUGCUGAGAAGCAUCAAAGAGUCUGGAAAGAAGCUCUUCUGCGGCUUGACUGUAAUUGACUGGACCAAUGAGGAGGGUGCCCGAUUCUCGCCUGGUUGUACUGGUGCCGCUGUGUGGUCUGGUCAUACAGAUAUCGUUACAGCCCACUGCAGAAAGAGUAAUUGGGGCAACUCGACAACUCUUGGGGAAGAACUCUCACGCAUUGGCUACCGGGGCCGGCUGCCUGCGCAUCACCAGGCUAACGCACUAUCGAGUCAUUUCGAGCUGCAUAUCGAGCAGGGCUCUCGUCUAGAGACCAGUGGACAGAAGAUAGGUGUCGUCAACGCGAUCCAGGGCAUUCGUUGGUUUCAUGUCAGCGUGCGUGGAGAGCGAGCACACUCAGGGGCGACUCCCAUGACCAAGCGAGCUGAUGCUUUAGCUUCGGCAAGCCGGAUUGUGUUGUUCGUCGAGCAGCUUUGUACCAAGAACCAUGCCUUUGGUACUGUAGGGUCACUCACUGUCGCGGAUGCCAGCCCCAAUGUGAUCAGUGGGGAUGUGACAUUCUCCAUUGACCUGAGACACCCAUCGGAGUCCAUCCUCACUGAUCUCGAAAAUAACAUCCGCCAAGAGAUGACAUCGAUCUCCAAAGGCCGAGAUGGAAGAGUUGUUUUUGACAUGAGGCGAAUAUGGCAUUCGCCAGCUCGAGAGUUUGACCCUGUCAUGCUCAAUUGCAUUGAGAAAGCAGCCAUUUACCGUUGCGGUUCUGAGAGCCAGGUACAGCGGUUACCUUCGUUCGCAGGACACGAUAGUGCUCUUGUCGCACUUGCUGACUGUCCCACUGCUAUGAUUUUUGUUCCAAGUAAAAGCGGUAUCAGCCAUUCCCCAGAGGAGUGGACCGAUAAAGAGGACUGUGUUCUGGGAGCAGACACUCUGUACCAGGCAAUACUCAAUUACGAUGAUUACCUCCGUCGUAGUUAUAGACAACGUUCGAAUGCUAGGGAAAGUGAGCCAGAAGUAUUCGUAAGCUCAUUAUAG